GCUGGCAGUGUGAUGGAGAAGCUGCCAGCUCGUUGUUACCCAGGGAUUGACUGAUGUGUGCCAUGCAAAAAGCAGCACCUUGUAUUUGUCUGAACUGAACUGUUGCAGUCUUGGCUGUCCGUGGUGCAGUGGAGCAAAAGCCAGGGAGGUUUGUUGUGAGUGGCACCACAGUGCAUAUCUUCAGAGAAACUCUCUUCCACUUCACCCCCUUCUGCAAAUAAAGUUAACAUCAAAGUCCUCCUGUUUCUAGUUUAAAUGCCCAAGAUCCAGCUCCAAACAGAUAAAUCUGCUAUUUUUAGGAGUAUGCUGUGCAGUGUAUCAGCGUGAUUUGGCUGUAAAUGUGAUGAAUCUUUUUCUCUUGAAUGUCUCUGUGGGUUUUCAUGUUUUAUUAAAUAUCUCAUGAUGACAGUGUUUAUCUCCCUGCUGACUGAAAUCCCAAAUGGCACCUUUCUUAUGCCACCUACGAGGCAGCAGAGUAGCAUCCCCUAAGCAUUACCACCCUUCUUUAACCUGCUCUAGGUUUCUUCUUUGUUAAUAAACCUUCCAAGAAGAAAUAAAAAUAAGUUAAAACGUGGAGGGUGGGAAUUGCUGGAGUUGACUUCAAAGGAAUAAGAAUUUCUGAGCAAAUAGAGGAUCUAUAAAUUAGUAUGAAAUAUUAGUUAAACAAUGGAAGCAGUAGGUUUGGGAACACUCAAAUCCAAGGUAAACGCUUUAAGUCACAAAGUGAAAGUAGUCAUAGAGCACAGAGCUGUCAUUUGUAUAUCAUCCUAUUUGCAUGAUUUAUUCAUCUGUUGUUACACAAAAGAUUUUAGGAGAAACAUGUUUGACACAGACCUUGCCUCUUGAGCUGGCGGCCAAACUUUGUUUGGUACAGACUUCCCUGAGGGUUGCCACACUGCCAGGUAUUUAAAAGCCACGUGGAUGUGACACUUGGAGACAGAGGUUAGUGGUGGCCUUGGCAGUGCCGGAGGAAUGGUUGGACUUGAUGUUCUGGGAGGGCUUUGGACUUUUUCAUUCCAAAUGCUUCUUUGCUCCUACAAUUCUCUGUAUUGCAGCUAUUUAUGAAGUGUGUACAUUUUUAGCGAUAAAUUGCAGUUUUUACAGCAAGAGUCAUGCUACAGUGUGAGUACAUCUUUUUAAAAUCAAAAAGCCUGCAGACCGGACCCUUCCUCACAACAAUAAUCCAAGGUUGAGGUAUUCAAUCCGUGUAUGUAUUUUGUCUGUAUUGCAUUUACAGCUCCAGGUAAUCUUUGUAUUCCACAGUCUGCUGUUAACGUAGAUGACAACAAUUUUCUCAUGCAGCCAGCUGGGAUAAGUGUGUCCCAAGGAAGCUGAGAAACUUGUGCAAGGCCGCUUAGUAAAACUUCACAGCAAGGUCAGUAAUUUGGGGGUUUCUGGUUUCCAGUACCAGGCUCUUAAAACAAGACCAUCACAGCAUCCUGGCCCAUGAUUUUCCUGCAGUGUGUGAUGAAGGAUGCAGUCAUGAGAGUGCCAGGAACGCAGGACUCCGUGGAUGGGAGUCAUCUGCUGAAACCUAGAGUUUGAUUUUGUCUGAUCCUCACAGAGUUUCCCAGAUGGGUGCAAUGUUCAUAUAUCCUCUGGAUCAUUGCCUGGCUCCAUCUAUCCUGAAAUGCAAUUCAGGCUGGUACAAUCUCAAACAAACUCAAGAUGAGCUUUUAAUGAUUUUUUUUUCAUGUCAGCUUUCUUUAUUGAAUUAGUUUUGCUGUGUAGUGCAAUAAUAGGGCUCAUAAUGAACAUGAUUGCAAUGAUUUCCCUGAAUACCUUGAGCACGCGCCGUGAUCAGCAGAGUUCAGCCCUGCUGUCUGUGCUAUACUGAAACCUGAGAGGGGAUAUUUCAGUGACCUUUGGUGCAGGAAACUGAAAUCUGAGAAACUGGGCACUUAACAAAGAGCACAAGGGGAGGCAGCUGAAAUAAAAAUGAGCAGCUGAGAGGAAUCUGUGCCAGGAGGAUUUGGGGAGCUGAUGAGAGGAAGUAAGCUCCAAGGAUCAGUUGGAUCUGUAGAGCAAUGUUUGUGCCUUGUCAGGGUGUUUUUGCUCGAGCUCAGAAGUUCCAGCCUCUUCUCAUUCCCAAACCUCUGAUGUAAGAGCUUUGUUUUUUGCUCUCUGCACUUGAGCCCCCAUGGAAAGGCCUCUCUAAUGUUGUGAGAGCAAAACAAACAGUGCAGUGCUGCUGUGUUCUGUUCAUCUGCUGGCAUGGGGGAGCCACUGCAAACACCUUCUCCCUUUCAAGGGCCAGAGUUCCUCUACUUUCUUUUUGACAACGUGUAUUUUCUUUCAGCGCCCUUUUCAUUUCCUGGGACAGAUCUGAAUGUCACCAGAAUGGCAAUGAAGUUUAUGGGUGCAACUUAGAGCUUCUUCAAGUAAAUGAUAGAUGUGGACAUAUGUUAAUUGUGGAUAUGUUCUGAUUAAUUUGAAAUAAAGAUAAUUUCAAGAGACUUACUGCUGUAAACCCUCCCUGUGAAGAACAUUUAAAACCUCAGCUCUCCCAGUUGUUUGGCAACUGGAUGUGGGAAUCAGCUGCCAGGCUGGUGCCUUUCUGCAAAUCACUGGUCAAAUAUCACAGGAUACAUUGAGACAGCAGUUCAUUCUCUUCUGAAGUGGAUCCUGUGAUUCAUAUACAAGUUUGUGCAAGUAAAGGGACAGGCUGGUAGUGCCAGGAGCUGUCGAGGCAGCAAGGUUCUUACAGUGGGCUGCAGCGUGUGGGAGGUUUUGGAGAUGUGUGUUCUACUAACAUGUCUGCUUGCCUGAAAUCCUUCAGUGAGAUGAGAACUCACACACAGAACAGCUGCCAAGGUCAAUCACCACACUUUAAAGAUAUUAAUAUAUAAAUAUAUAAACAUAAAUGUUUAGGUGUGUAUCUUUGCAUUUCACUAUGAAUUAUAUUUUGCCCUUCCUAAGUGCCAUACCCAAAUGCUCCCAAUGCCACCCCUGUGCCAGGGGGUUGUGAGUUGCAAUCGUCCCUGGCCUCUCUGAGCUGGGGACCCCCUGCACUCCCUGGGGAUUCUCACAGAACACCUGGGAUUCAGGUGCUUAAAUUCCCUUUUCUUUACAAAAUCAUUAGCAAGCUGCCAAAUUGCCACUUCCCACUAGUUGUAGGUGUUCAACAAAUGAAGGCAAGUAUUUUGUGGGAAGAACUGGAGAUUUUUAAGCAAGCUGAGUGGGUGUUUCUAUGACUUUAGCCCAGUGAACAGCACAGGCUGUUUCGCUCCGUGCUAUUGUUGCAUGACAUUCCUCUUGGCACAAUGUUUAUUUUUAGCCAGAGACUAUCACAAGUAUUUUUCAGCAGGACUGUCACUGCUCCUGAACAGGGAAUCAUAUUACUGCAAGAACUUUGCUGAAACAAAGAAGAUAAAUUGGACAAAUGGGAAAUUAUAAAUCUAGACCAACCCAGACUUGCACGGAUGAAUGGAAGAAGAAAGUCAGUGAAUCCUAUGCCACUGUCACGGAGCGGUUGGAGGACGACCUGCAAAUCAAGGAAAAGGAGCUGGCAGAGUUAAAGCAUGUUUUCAGCUCCGAUGAAGCCUUCUGCAAAGUCAACCUGAAUUACCGCACGGAGAACGGGCUGUCGCUGCUGCACCUGUGCUGCGUGUGUGGGGGCAACAAAUCCCACAUCAGAACUCUCAUGCUGAAAGGGCUGCGCCCAUCCAGACUAACCAGAAAUGGAUUUACAGCUCUGCACUUGGCAGCUUAUAAGGACGACGCGGAGCUGCUGACGGCGCUGCUGCACGGCGGGGCUGACAUCCAGCAGGUCGGCUACGGGGCGCUGACGGCCCUGCACGUCGCCACCAUGGCCGGCCACCACAAGGCUGUGGACAUCCUGCUGCAGCACGGGGCCUACGUGAACGUGCAGGACGCCGUGUUCUUCACCCCGCUGCACAUCGCUGCCUACUGCGGCCACCAGCAGGUAACCCACCUGCUACUGAAGUUUGGAGCCGAUGUGAAUGCGAGUGGUGAAGUUGGGGACAGACCUCUCCACCUGGCUGCUGCCAAAGGCUUUCUCAACAUCACAAAGCUUUUGAUGGAAGAGGGAAGCAAAGCUGAUGUGAAUGCUCAGGACAACGAAGAUCAUGUGCCUCUGCACUUUUGCUCUCGAUUUGGGCACCAUGAUAUUGUGAAGUUCUUACUGCAGAGCAGCUUCGAAGUGCAGCCCCACGUGGUGAAUAUCUAUGGAGACACACCUCUACACCUUGCCUGUUACAAUGGGAAGUUUGAAGUUGUCAAGGAAAUAAUUCAACUCUCAGGAACAGAAAGUCUCACUAAAGAAAAUAUAUUCAGUGAAACUGCUUUCCACAGCGCUUGCACCUAUGGAAAGAACAUAGAACUUGUCAAGUUUCUCCUUGACCAGAAUGUUGUAAGCAUCAAUCAUCAGGGGAGAGAUGGGCACACAGGGCUGCACUGUGCUUGCUACCACGGCCACAUUCGCCUUGUGCAGUUCUUGCUGGAUAAUGGAGCUGACAUGAAUCUUGUAGCUUGUGAUCCCAGCAGGUCCAGUGGAGAAAAGGAUGAGCAGACCUGUUUGAUGUGGGCUUAUGAGAAAGGUCAUGAUGCAAUUGUGACCCUCCUGAAGCAUUACAAGAGACCUCAGGAUGAGUCCCCCUGCAACGAAUAUUCCCAGCCUGGAGGAGACGGUUCCUAUGUGUCAGUGCCAUCCCCCCUAGGGAAGAUUAAAAGCAUGACAAAAGAAAAGGCCGAUGUCCUCCUCCUCCGUGCUGGCUUGCCAUCACACUUCCACCUGCAGCUCUCUGAGAUAGAGUUCCAUGAGAUUAUCGGCUCAGGGUCUUUUGGAAAAGUCUAUAAGGGACGAUGUAGAAAUAAAAUUGUUGCAAUUAAACGUUACCGAGCCAACACCUACUGCUCCAAGUCUGACGUGGACAUGUUCUGCCGGGAGGUUUCCAUUCUCUGCCGACUGAACCAUCCCUGCGUCAUCCAGUUCGUGGGAGCCUGCCUGGAUGACCCCAGCCAGUUUGCCAUUGUCACCCAGUACAUCUCUGGGGGAUCACUCUUCUCCCUGCUCCACGAGCAGAAGAGAAUUCUCGAUCUGCAGUCUAAAUUAAUCAUUGCAGUAGAUGUGGCCAAAGGCAUGGAGUACCUGCACAAUCUCACACAGCCCAUCAUACAUCGGGAUCUGAACAGUCAUAACAUUCUUCUGUAUGAGGAUGGUCAUGCAGUAGUUGCUGAUUUUGGAGAAUCUCGAUUUCUGCAAUCCCUGGAUGAAGACAACAUGACAAAACAACCUGGGAACCUGCGCUGGAUGGCCCCUGAGGUGUUCACCCAGUGCACAAGGUACACCAUCAAAGCCGAUGUCUUCAGCUACGCUCUGUGCCUCUGGGAGCUGUUAACAGGGGAAAUUCCCUUUGCUCACCUCAAACCAGCUGCAGCAGCAGCAGACAUGGCUUACCACCACAUCCGCCCCCCCAUCGGCUACUCCAUCCCCAAGCCCAUCUCUGCCUUGCUGAUGAGGGGCUGGAACGCCUGUCCUGAGGGGAGACCAGAGUUUUCAGAAGUUGUCACAAAGUUGGAGGAGUGUCUGUGCAAUAUUGAGUUAAUGUCUCCAGCCUCCAGCAACAGCAGCGGGUCCCUGUCUCCCUCCUCCUCCUCGGACUGCCUGGUGGCCCGGGGUGGCCCUGGGCGCAGCCACGUGGCCGCCCUGCGCUCUCGGUUCGAGCUGGAAUACGCCGUCAACGCGCGAGCCUACGCUGCCUGGUCCCAGGGCACUGGGCAACCCCCUUCUCAGGGCCUGUCUCUGGAUGACAUGAGAAGGAACUUCCACUACCCAGCCGUGGACAAAAACGGUGAGCUGUGCAGAGUGCCCCCCAGCCCCCGGAGCACAGGACAGGCUGCUGUGCUGGCACUGCGGGGCAGGGCUGGGGAGCACUCUGUGCCAGCUGCAGGGACCCUCUCUGCUCCUCAGGGUACGUGUCCGACCCCUUGAGCACCAUGAGGUUCCACUCCUGCAGCAGCAGCUUGGAGGACAGCAGCUGAGGGAGGGAGCGUCCACCCGCCCCAGCCUGGCCAUCACCAUGGCACCGAGUGGCACACGGACAUCCCUGGACUGAGCAGCUUUAGUGUUGAUGACAGAUGUCCCUGUCCUGCAUUCUGCUUUUGCAUCUCCCUCAGCUGACCACCCCAUGCCCUGCAGCAGCAACUCUGACCAUGGAGCAUUAAAAAAAAGACUAGAGGCAAGGCAGUUGAACUCUUCCUCUAGAAGCAAUUACAGAGUUAAUCACGCUGUUAUUUUCUGGGGUCUUUUUUCGAAUUAACAAAAGGUAUCUGUAAUACUGUCUGUGUGGCCGAGGCAGAGCUGCCUUCCUGUCUGAGCAGGAAUCAGUAUUUCCCAUGGAUGGCAGGGUUCUGUGGUGUUACUGAGGAUGUUGUUUUUCCCCAGCCUUGAUCCCUGAAGCAGGUAUGCAAAGAGGCCUCAAGCAGUGUGACAGACAUGAGCUAUGACUGCAUGGUGGGCUCUGACGAUGCUGCUGCCACACCUACCAUUACUUCAACAGUGCUGAAGCAAUAAAAAUGGGGAAGAUUUCACUAAGCAAA
Taeniopygia guttata (zebra finch) is the source of this 6561-nucleotide messenger RNA. NCBI's taxonomy places the organism in Eukaryota, Metazoa, Chordata, Aves, Passeriformes, Estrildidae. The record is from RefSeq and is a predicted model, not a curated record.